Molecule: messenger RNA, 2112 nt
Organism: Anopheles cruzii
Lineage: Eukaryota; Metazoa; Arthropoda; Insecta; Diptera; Culicidae
Product: leucine-rich repeat and immunoglobulin-like domain-containing nogo receptor-interacting protein 3
Exons: 3
Coding region: 1-2112 (703 amino acids)
Molecular function (GO): protein binding
Source: RefSeq, a predicted model, not a curated record
AUGACAGGAGGCACGGAAUCAAGCAAAUCGGCUCUGGCGUUGGUGGUGGUCCUGCUGGCCCUGCUCGGUAUGCCGGCGGCGUUCGCCUUCUGUCCGUCGCUGUGCACCUGCGAGAGCGAUCGCUAUCUGCGCACGUCCUGCAUCAACGCGUCGCUCGAGGUCGUCCCGAUUCAGCUCAAUCCGGACGUGCGCUACAUCAACCUGACCGCGAACCAGAUUACGAACGUACACUUCACGCUGUCGUUCUACUAUCAGCUCGAGUCACUCGAUCUGUCCCACAACCGGAUCGAUUCGCUCGGCUCCAAGAACUUCGAGUCGCAGGAAAAGCUGCGGACCCUCAACGUGAGCCACAACGUUCUGCAGGUACUGCAAAAGGACGCAUUCCGGGGGUUGAAACGCCUGGAGCUACUACUGCUCAGUGACAAUCUGCUGGAGCAGAUACACCCCACCGCCUUCCAGACACUCGUCAGCUUGCGGCGGCUCGAGCUGCGCAACAAUCGCCUGGUGAGCCUCGAGUUCGGAGUGUUGAAGCACCCGACCGCCCUGGAGUCGCUCCUGCUCGACAACAACCAACUGCUGGAGGUACCGUACGACGGGAACUUGGAACACUUGCGAUCGCUACGGCACCUCGAACUGUCCACCAAUCUGAUCGAGUUCGUCGGGAACGAUAGCUUCGGUGCGUUGCACGAUCUGCGCACGUUGCAGCUCGCCGGCAACGUGCUGACCGAGCUCGAUCAGGGCGCGUUCAACGGGCUGACCGCGUUGCAGCUCAUCGAUCUGGCGGAUAACAAUCUAACGACGAUCCCCACGGCCCAGCUGGCGAAGCUGUACAAUCUCACCACGCUGUCGCUGAGCGGCAACUCGUUCGUGCAACUCCCGGCGGUCGCCUUCCGGAGUCUGUUUCAGCUGCGCGAACUGCACCUGGACCGUCUGGACCGGCUGGAGCACAUCGACCCGAGAGCUUUCAUCGACAACACCCACCUGCAGGUGUUGACUCUGGACGAUAACCCAUCGUUCGAGGUGCUUCCGGUGCGCCUGUUUCACGGAAACCCACACCUGACCGACAUCUCGAUCCGUCGGAAUGCGCUCCUCACGCUCGAUGCCGUUCAGUUCCCGCUCGAUCGGCUGCAACGCCUAAAGUUGGCCGGUAACCCGCUCGUCUGCAACUGCACGAUCCGCUGGCUGUGGCGUCUGGUGACCGGAACGAUCGAGGACGAUGACAAUGCCGAUGCGGAUGGCGUCGGAUUCCUGGGACGCCCGCCACCGGACUCCAACAUCACGACGGUGCUGCUGAUCGAUAAGGACGAGAUUGGGUGCGAUCUGAACGAGGACGGACUGGUGACCCGGCGCACGCUGCGCAACAUGUCCGAAGGGGACAUUAACUGUCCAGCUCACCUGGCGACCGUGUUGAGUGUGCUGCUGGCGCUGGUUCUGCUACUCCUGGGUGCCGGUGCCAUGCUGGUGUACCGCCGAAGGGCUCGCGAACGCAAGAAAAUCCUGCAGGAACGCAAGAACGUCCACGAACGCAUCGUUCCGCAGAAGGUGGACAAGCUCGAGCUGGAACGCUAUCUGGCGCAGCAGGUCCUGUCGAACGAUUACCGUGAGCUGCGGCCACCGGCUUGCGAUCUGCCGGUCCGGUACGAUCUGAAGUAUCCGGACCAAACGUCCCACCCGGCGGCGGUGGCAGCGGUCGGUGGCGAUCAGCAUCCCGAUGCGGACUCCGAUCACUACGAGAACAUCGACUACCUCCAGCAUCAGCGAGUGCUGGGCAAUGGGUCGGCCACGAUCGGUGGUGGCCCGGGCCCGACGAUGAAUCCUUUCCACCAGCUACAGCAGGCGCAGUACGCGUACGGACAUCACCCGCAAGGUCGCCAGGUACAGCCCGCGAUGACCAUGCAGCAUCCGCACAAGUUCCCGCAUCACCAUCCGCACCACCACCACCAGCACCAUCAGCACCACCAGCAUCAGCAGCAUCCGGAUCCGGGAACCACGAACAUGAGCACGCUGCCGUCGGCCGGGUCGACACCGGCCCGGAGCCUCAACAACUAUUCGCCCAACUUCUUCAUCUACGUCGUGUACUCGCACUUUGUGCUGAUCCUGCUGGCGUUAUGA